AAUACAUAGAGCCAUAGAGGCUACGGUUCAGCCGUGAGCCGUCUAUAUAUAAGGAGGGCCGGAGAUCUGAUCGCCUUGCCGGUUAAGCCGUGUCAGUUCAUCUCGAAGCCCAAGUGAAGCUUCACCGGCUUUCACCUGUUGCUGCAAGUACUUCUUCUUCCUUGGAGGAAGCUAAUACUACUAAUAAUACGGUUGCGAUCGGCAUGGCCGGGCGCAACAUCGGUGUGGCGGUGGACUUCUCGCCGUGCAGCAAGAACGCGCUGCGGUGGGCGGCGGCGAACCUGGCGGCGCCCGGCGACCGCCUCAUCCUCAUCCACGCCAAGCCCUCGUACCAGUACGAGGAGGGCGUGGCGCACCUGUGGGAGCGCGACGGCUCGCCGCUGAUCCCGCUGCUGGAGCUGUCGGACCCCCGGGUGAGCAAGAUCUACGGCCUGGCGCCGGACCGGGAGACGCUGGAGGUCCUCGCGCGGGCGGCCGCCCAGCGAGGGGUCCAGGUCUUCGCCAAGGUGCUCUGGGGCGACCCGGCCAAGAAGCUCACGGAGGCGGUGCACAAGGUCCCACUCCAGUGGCUGGUCGUCGGCAACAGAGGGCUCAGCACCGUCAAGAGGGUUCUGAUGGGGAGCGUGAGCACCUACGUGGUGAACCACGCGGCCUGCCCCGUCACCGUCGUCAGGGAGAACAUGCUGCCAUCGGCGCCGACAACCAGCUACUGAUUGAUUUCCUACGGUCCUACCCUACCAUGGGGAUGGCACGACGGCAGUGCGCAGUGCAGCUGGUUUGCCUGCUCUGCUCUAGUACGUUGACGCCCGUGUAAACCUGGGAGUAGGAUGUCUUGUGCCAUGUCACUCUGUAAGAAAAUAAUCUGCGUCAUAUAUGAAUAAGAAACAUAUUAUGAAUAGUGUGUGUGGCCGUAAA
Panicum virgatum (switchgrass) is the source of this 915-nucleotide messenger RNA. RefSeq names its product universal stress protein PHOS32-like. Lineage: Eukaryota; Viridiplantae; Streptophyta; Magnoliopsida; Poales; Poaceae. Bases 204 to 713 code for a protein of 169 amino acids. The transcript is spliced from 3 exons. The record is from RefSeq and is a predicted model, not a curated record.